This is a messenger RNA of Coregonus clupeaformis (lake whitefish), 1694 nucleotides long. RefSeq names its product acidic mammalian chitinase. The record is from RefSeq and is a predicted model, not a curated record. Gene Ontology annotation, cellular component: extracellular region. Gene Ontology annotation, molecular function: chitin binding; chitinase activity. Lineage: Eukaryota; Metazoa; Chordata; Actinopteri; Salmoniformes; Salmonidae. The coding region runs from base 81 to 1508 and encodes 475 amino acids. The transcript has 12 exons. Gene Ontology annotation, biological process: carbohydrate metabolic process; chitin catabolic process.
AGACACUGAUCCAGUGUCUCACUGAGGACCAGGUUCCUCUUUGGUUUUGUAAGGAGAGGCCGUGCAACUACAAACUCAUCAUGGCCAAACUAACACUCCUCACUGGACUGUCCGUUUUGAUGUGUCUUCAAAUGGUGUCAUCAACCAAACUGUUGUGCUACUUCACCAACUGGUCCCAGUACAGACCAGGCACUGGGAAAUACCUGCCGGCCAAUGUGGACCCCAAUCUCUGCACUCAUCUGAUCUACGCCUUCUCAAUGAUCAACCACAACAACGAGCUAGUCACCUACGAAUGGAACGAUGAUGUUCUCUAUCAGUCCUUCAAUGGGCUCAAGAACCAAAAUCCUGCACUGAAGACCCUGUUGGCAGUUGGUGGAUGGAACUUUGGGUCCAGUCAAUUCACCAUCAUGGUGUCAACACCUGCCAAUCGCCAGAAGUUUAUCCAGUCCUCCAUCAGUUUCCUGAGGAUGUACGGCUUUGAUGGCCUGGACCUGGACUGGGAGUACCCUGGAUCACGAGGGAGCCCCCCAGAGGACAAGAAUAGGUUCACACUGCUGUGCAGGGAGUUGCUUGAGGCAUUUGAGGAGGAGGCCACUGACACCAGGAGACCAAGGCUGCUGGUCACAGCUGCAGUGGCUGCUGGGAAGGGAAACAUUGACAACGGUUAUGAGAUUGCAGAGGUUGCAAAAUACUUGGACUUUAUCAAUGUGAUGUCCUAUGACAUGGGUGGAGCCUGGGACCCAUUCACACGCCACAACAGCCCCCUGUACCGUGGUGCUUUAGAUGGAGAGGAAGGAGAGCUCAAGUAUUUCAACGUUGACUUUGCCAUGAAGUACUGGCGGGACCAGGGCGCCCCUGUUGAGAAGCUGAUGAUGGGUUUCGCCACCUAUGGGCGCACAUUCCGCACUGUCUCAGGAGACAAUGGCGUCGGAGCCAUAACGAGUGGACCAGCCUCUGCUGGAACCUACACCCGUGAGGCCGGCUUCUGGUCCUAUUAUGAGAUCUGCACUUUUCUGAAUGGAGCAACUGUUGAGUUGAUUGAGGAUCAGAUGGUUCCCUAUGCCACCAAAGGAAAUGAGUGGGUGGGAUAUGACAACUGGGAGAGCUUUGAAAUAAAGGCACGCUAUCUAAAAGACAACAAGUUUGGAGGGGCCUUUAUCUGGUCUCUGGAUCUGGAUGACUUUGCCGGACAGUUCUGUGGACAGGGCAACUAUCCCCUGAUCAACCAUCUGCGUUCUCUUCUGGCCUCAGAUUUGCCACCCCUUCCUACCACAACACGUCCACCACCACUGCCAGCAACUACCACCAGCAGUGUACCCGCCACCACCUCCACCACCACUCCUCUGCCCGGCAGUGGCUUCUGUGGGGGGAAAGCUGACGGUCUGUACUGUAAAAAGGAAGACCCUAAUGCCUUCUACCAAUGCUUCAAUGGACACACCUACCUCCAGAAGUGCGCCACUAACCUUGUUUUCAACGAGAAAUGCAAGUGCUGUGACUGGAAUUUGUAGAACAUGAGCAUGGCAUAGGAGUUUUCUGAUAAUGUACAAAUUGCAGCCUGAGUAACUGAUAUACUAUGUUUACCUCAGUUUCAUGAUACCAAGGCUAGUUUACAUUUAAAUGAAAAAAGAUGUACUCCAAUUACAAUGGAAUAAUAAAAAGUGAGCAAAAAAUAAAGUAUUUGUGUAAUGUUUGUA